CCUACAGCAGCAGCACAUCAGCUCCACUUCUCUUAUCUAGAGAUGGAUUUUAAUCGUCCAAAAAUCGCGCCCUGGGUCUACGGACUCCCUCUAAUGAGGCGCAAGAAUGCUGAGCAUUGGUCCCAGUGGUAUCUCCACACGCCCUGUCCACCACCAGCAAAACCUGCUGCCAAAAACACUGGCAGCAGGUUUCACCCAAUCAGAGGGCUGGAGCCAGAAUGGGGCGGAGCCUUCAGGAACUCCUCCUUUACAGAAGAGUUCACCUCAAGGCCGCUCCAUGUCCAGCCAACUCCUCCACCUGUGCCUCCGCCUGUCGCUACCCAACCAGUGGUGGUGAAUAAACCAACGGCCAACAAUUCACCAGGUAGCAGGAUACCAGUUCUGGACAGGCGGAGGAAGCUGAGGCCACUCCAAGCUGUGGUGCCGCCCGUUAGCAACAUGGCUGCCCACAGCGUAAAGGAGGAAACAGCGCAGGUGGAGAGAAAACGCAGGAGGAAGCCCAGUAACAUCAGGGCAGCUCCUCAGGCCGUGGGGAAAGGUCAGGGAGUGGAGCAGCCACUGGUGCUUCCAUCCCUGACCAGCGAGGAUCCCCUCAACCGGCCUGAGGAUGCUCUCGGCCAGGCACUAGAUCUGCUGCAGGAUGAGGAAUGGUAAGAUUUCUACUACUAAG
Molecule: messenger RNA, 670 nt
Organism: Astyanax mexicanus (Mexican tetra)
Lineage: Eukaryota; Metazoa; Chordata; Actinopteri; Characiformes; Acestrorhamphidae
Exons: 3
Coding region: 43-654 (203 amino acids)
Source: RefSeq, a predicted model, not a curated record